This is a messenger RNA of Brassica oleracea var. oleracea, 1152 nucleotides long. RefSeq lists its product as uncharacterized. The coding region runs from base 199 to 960 and encodes 253 amino acids. The transcript has 7 exons. NCBI's taxonomy places the organism in Eukaryota, Viridiplantae, Streptophyta, Magnoliopsida, Brassicales, Brassicaceae. The record is from RefSeq and is a predicted model, not a curated record.
UAAACUGAAGACCCAACGAGAAGGAUAGUUAGGGCCCAAAACGAGGUCGAGAUGAGACUCUCUAUAAAGACCGUAAAUCCCUAGAUCUGGAAAACAAAAUAUCUUCAUCGCCUCUCGAAAAACCUAGCUCAGCAGUCGCCAUGUACGAAUCCGCGAACAGACGUUAGGAGAACUCGCGAGAGAUCUAAGGCAGUCGCCAUGGACGAAUCCGCGAUCAAAGGUUUGGAAGUUCUGGAAUUGAAAGGAAGUGAUGCAGGGAUUCGAAAUAGCAGCAUUAUUACGAGGAUGGUGGUCAAGGGAUACGACACCUCCCCUCCUACUCCUCCUAAGGAGGUUGUCGUAGAGGCUAUGAUAAAACACUUGGGAUACGACACCUUCACUCCUACUCCUAGGGAGGUUGUCGAAGAGGCUCUGAGAAAACACUUCGCAUCACGUGGAAUAACGUUAAUACAUGUUGCUGUUCCCGAAGAAAACAGUCAUAUUCUCUGCAGUCACGGCUUAAUCUAUGUUAAUGAAGAAUGUGAAGCAGAGGCGUUGAAGCUUGAUGGAAGUGACAUGGGAGGAGGACGUAUUUUAGAAGUUGCGGCUUACCCUUUUGCCGACAAUCACCUUGACCAUAUCUUUGCUCCUACCAAAGCCACAGAAUGCCUAGAGCGCACGUUGUAUGUUACAGGAUUUGAUACUUGCCUUGCUAGCAAGGAUGAUAUCAAGAAGAUGGUACGUGGGCUGUUCCCUGGAUGCGGUGGUUGUUAUGUUCGUAGGGGCGGGUCUGUUCUCGUUUAUAUCCGUGGUCAAGAUGAUAUUGACAAUGCUCUGAAACUUAGCGGAGUUUCUGUGAGAGGCUUUAAAAUUGCAGUUGAUACGGUCCUCCCAAUAGAAAGGGUGAUCGUUGGCACACCCGCAAUGUAUUUGCCUCCUCUGCCUCAGGGAAAUCAGAAGACUAUCAUCACUACUGACUAGAAAUCUCUCUCUCUCUCUCUCUAAAUACUCUCUCAUAAUGCUCUCUCUUGUUAUUAACUACUUGUCAUGCAAUGCCCCACGCACUUCGAGUGUUAUGUCUUGUCUGGAUUUUAAAUGUUAUGUUUUUAUUCUUGUGUUCUGAGUUUUAUGAUAAAACAUUGUAAAAACAAUAUGACAAACUUGGUUGUCCAA